AGCCUGGACCGCGGGCGGCCCACAGCCUCCACCGACCGCGGCGCAUGGAACGCGUCGACGCGGUGCUUGCGUGCCUUCGAGAACGCACACGAAAACGCGCUCGCUCGCCCGAACGUGCGCCCUUCUGCGUGUUUUGGAACGCACACACGGCAUCUGCAUCUACCAGCGCGCGCGGCACAUGGUCCUCUCGUGUCCCGACGACCAGCAUCCCCCGGCCGCGUACGCGGGGUCAUCUCUCCGCUCGAGGUGCUCCGAUCAGUAGCACGAGUGUGCCACGAGCGCGACACGCAGCAACGCAGACUAUAAGUGCGGGAAAGGAACCGUCAUGAGCCGCGCCGUCAUUAGCUGACUAAAAACUACGCCAAAAUCGAGCAUGACGUCCAGAAACAGUAGUGGUACCAGAGAAGAUUCGAUAUCGCGACGGUCAGCACGUGUGACAUCGUCCCCAACUAACAAUAAGUCGUAGCAGAAUGUGUUAACGACAUCAAUACAUCUAUCGAUCAACAAGAUCGGAAUCAUCGAUCGACCAAGCAGGCGAGAGAGAGAGAGAGAGAGAGAGAGAGAGAGAGAGAGAGCGAGAUCGGACCGCGAGGAAUUGCGCCUUCCUGCAAGUGGGUCGAACCUGCGACACACGCUUACUCUCACUGCGGAGAGGAGGAGAGCCGUGCCAUUUCGCUGUGGAUGAGAUCCGCGGGAGAUUUGCGGCAAGCCGAGCAUAGGUACGCACGCGCCCGCGCGCAUGUUGCACGCGUGCAUGCACCAGUACAUGCGUGCCUGUGAUGCAUAGCGCAGAGACCAACCACUACGGCAUGAUGCGAUUCUUUGCUCUCGAUAGCUAAAAGCGGGUAAUACGCGGCAUUUGUGGUGAAAAGCGGACUCGAGACUGCGGAAAGGAGAGAAGGUGCCAAGAAAAAGGAGCGACAAACAGAAGAAACGAAGAUAGAAAGAGGGAAGACGGAGAGAGAAAUUGCUCGUGAGACAAGUGGAAGGGAGAAAAAGCAAGAGAGAGAACGAGAAAGAGAUAGGGAGAUAGGGAGAAAGGAAGAGAGAGAGAGGAGCUAGAGAGAGAGUAAUGAUCGUGACAACGGUCGUGCGGACAAAUGAACACCUCGGCACAGCGUUUGGGAUAUUCCAAAGAUGUGAGGAAUGAUCACGUGGAUGAUGGUCGGGCUGCUUCUGGCUGCGGAAACUUGCGGCAGAAACGUCCUCUCCGGAAACGAAAACGGAAACGGAAAGGAGGAGGCGAAGCAGCGGGAGGGCCUGAAGGGUGUCAGCGCGGACGAGGAAGACAUCUAUCGUCUAACGUGCUACACUUGCGUCAACGUCAGCGAUAACCAGAUGUGCAACGAAUGGGCGAUAGACACACCGUGUCCGGUGGGCGGCCGUGAUUUUUGUCGAUCGCUGCACAUUCUGGACAGCCGGGGGAACAGUGUCUUGGUAAGCAAGAGUUGCGCCAGCAGCGAGGAAUGCGGACCAGCGUCGGUCGGUUGCAUUCCCGUGGACACGCAGCAGAUUUGCAUAAGUUGCUGCGACCUGAGCUACUGCAAUAUCGAGUCGCCCACGAACGCCACCAACGCGAUCUAUUCCCGCAAACGACGCGCCAAGUCGAAAUCGAAGCGCAAACGGCCCGGCAGAAACGGGGUCGAUGCGGCGACGCGACUCUACGGAUCCAGCCUGCUCUGGCUUCCCGCCUCGCUCUUCUAUGCAUAUCAUUGCUGAGGAAGCAGUAACAUUACUAACCACGCACGCGAAGCGGACAGCGCGGAAAUCGCGCGCGGAUCGCUCGUCGCACCGACGACGAUAUCGCCGCUCGCCAAACGGCGACAGCGGGCGGCGGGCGGCGCGGCUCGCCGAUCUCUCUAACAAUCGAACGUUCCUUUCUGUGAUUUCUUCUGUAGUAUCUCGUCUAAGUAACCGACACCGCCGUCUAAUUCCGACCAAGCUCUCUGACGAAACUUCCGCGAAACAAUAGGAGACCCGUGUGUUUCACGUGCUUCGAUUUUUCGCGCUCGCCGGGCCGAUCUCGGCGGCGAUUAUCGUCCAAUUACUUGGAAAUAGAGCACACUACUCCUCUAUUUUUCGUACUCUCGUUUGACAUCUUUGUCGCCGUUAACUUUAAUGGGAAUCGUAAAUUUUAACAUACGUUGUAUACGUCGAUUGAACGCGCGCGCUCGCUGUACGAGUACGUUGGAGAAACGAGAUGUUCGGGAAUAAAGCGUCCGUAAGGAAUUGCCUGGGAGUAAGUCCAGAAGAGAUUCAGAGGAACGAGAUCCGUAGUAAGAGCAGUGGCGAAAAACUUGGCGCCGUUUCGCGCUGUCCGAAACGUUAUUAAUCGGGGACUCUCCGAACUAAUCGGGUCCCCCGUGAUGGCAAAAGGAAUUGUUUUCUCGUCGUAGUAUCGGUAGUCGCUAUGCCUCGAAGUAGAAGAAAGACUUAAAGCACAAAGAGUACACGAGGGGUCGAAGAAGACUCGCUACGGAAAUCGAUAGAUCCGAAUUCGUUUCCGGCAAGACGACAAUCUAGACACUACGCAAUAAGGUCGACUACUAAUCACACGAACACGUAGUCUAUCACGACGAUCUAUAUCCCACUUACUUAACGCUCUCUUUCGCAAAAUCAAAAGCUAAAUAACCUGUGUGAUUAAAAGUCAUUAAUUUAGAGACUAUAAUAACAAAGCAUAGACAGUGAAUGUAUCAGGAUACGAAAAAAAAAAAAAAAAAUUGAUUAAACUGAUUUCUCUCUUGAUAUCAAAUAUUUGGUGUGCAUACAUUUAAUUUAAUAAGUGGAAAAUUGAACGGAUAAAAUUACUUGAUAUCACGUGUGACUAGCUGUUAAUAUAUUGAACAUGGAAUGUUUGUUAUAAUUAAGGGCAUAAUUGGUCAAAGUACCCGUUAAAAUUCGAUACG
Molecule: messenger RNA, 2906 nt
Organism: Solenopsis invicta (red fire ant)
Lineage: Eukaryota; Metazoa; Arthropoda; Insecta; Hymenoptera; Formicidae
Exons: 6
Coding region: 1147-1719 (190 amino acids)
Molecular function (GO): acetylcholine receptor regulator activity
Source: RefSeq, a predicted model, not a curated record